Geodia barretti is the source of this 480-nucleotide messenger RNA. The record is from the annotation of a GenBank genome assembly. NCBI's taxonomy places the organism in Eukaryota, Metazoa, Porifera, Demospongiae, Tetractinellida, Geodiidae.
AUGUCGUACACACCGAAGCAUCUGGGGCACCUGGUAAUGCGGGUGCGAGACAUGGAUCGCUCGCUGGACUUCUACACCCGCGUGAUGGGACUGACCAUCAUGGAGCGGUCGCCCAGCGGGACCGUGUUCAUGUCGGCGAACACCGAGAAGUCCCACGAGCUGGCGAUACGCGCCAUCGGAAUGGACGCCGCCGGCCCCGACCACAGCAUCGUCGGGCAGGCCCACAUGGCCUGGCAGAUGGAGACCUUCGACGACCUCCAGGAACUCUAUGACCGGCUCCUCGAGAACAGCGUCCGCAUCCAGCGCGUCAGCGAUCACGGCGUCUCUUUGGGCGUCUACCUGCUGGACCCCGACGACAACGAGAUCGAGGUCUACUACGAGAUGCCCGCCGCGCAGUGGGAGCGGCAUCCGGAGAAAGGCCUCUUCGGCGGGACCUUCCCGUUGAAGCUGCGUGAACCGGCCGUGGCCGCCGACGACUGA